UAUCAAUGUGUUUCCUUGUUGUUGUGAUUCGUUAGUUGCUAUGCUAAGCUAGCUAAUAGCCUUAAACUGUAACCCUUCACUGGUGGGAAAUGUUGUUCUUGAUGUCAAUAUGCCUUUAAAGCUCCACGAGUUUUUUGUCCUAGAGACAUAAAAAGAAAACCCCAAGACUUCGACUUUUAUAAUGUAUACAAAAAGGAAAUUAGCACUUUGUCAAGAGCUUGCACAUUUCAGUCUCUGAGCGAGGUUUUAACUCCUAAUGGCCCACCCAUUAGCAAACGAGGGCUAUUCAUAUGGUAAGAGAUGGUAAUUCGGCGAUUGCUCUGGGGGCAUGACGUGGCGAGGAACCCUGAGUAAACGGUCAUUUUCACCAAUAUAAACCAGUCCACAUUGUGGGUUGUUUGUUUCCGUACAGACUGAGGAGAAGCAACAUGUCGCUCCCCAUUUCUGCUGCUAAUGCUCCAUGCCCGAUGGAUCUUGCUCUGGAGAGCGAGGAGGACAACCAUUCGUCCGAUGAAAGUAGUGACGACAGCGUGGACAUUAUUCGUCCUGACCCCGUUGAGGAUAUCCCUGAUGAUGAUGAAGGACAAGACGAUGAUUAUGAAGCACCAGGGGAGGCCAACACCCCUCCUGUGAAUAGCCGUAAGCGGAAAUGGGGGCAGAAGUCAGUCAGUGAGCCAGCUUUAAAAGCCUCUUAUCAGGUUGCAUUACGUGUCGCUCAGACCAAACAGCCAUACACGAUUGCGGAAAGCUUGAUAUUGCCUGCAGUAAGUCUUAUGUGCAAAGCAAUGUUGGGGAAGGAUGAGGAGUACGAAGAAAAACUGAGAAGCAUCCCGUUGUCCGACGCAACCAUUGCCCGCCGUAUUGAUGAAAUGGCGGCCGAUGUGAGGACACAACUAGUAGAGAAACUCCUGAAGGCCGAUUAUUUUGCACUGCAAUUAGACGAGUCCACUGACGUGUCAGACGAAGCUCAGCUUUUAGCGUUUGUGCGGUUUGUCGACCAAGAUGAGAUGCAGGAGGAAUUCCUAUUCUGCAAGCAGCUGCCUGGACGUGCGACAAGUUCAGAGAUUUUCAGAGCGAUCGACGAUUUUUUCCACGAACAUCACAUACCUUGGCCAAAAUGUGUCGCACUGUGCACAGACGGUGCAAGAGCCACGUGUGGUUUAAAAAGUGGACUUAUCGCGCUUGUCAAAGAUGCAGCGCCCCAACUGAUGUGGACACACUGCAUGCUUCAUCGGGAGAAUCUUGUGGCCAAAGACAUGAGUGGUGAAUUGUCCAACGUCAUGGACACUGUCGUGAAAGUGGUCCAUUUUGUCGAGAAGAGGGCUUCACAAACGCAUCUAUUCUCCUCGCUCUGUGAUGCUACAGGAGAAGAACACACCGCGCUCCUCCGUCAUUCUGGGGUCAGGUGGCUUUCGCGCGGAGCCGUGCUGUCACGCGUGUUCGAGUUGCGCGCGUCUCUCCGGGGUUUUUUUGCGUGCCACGACUCCGCCGAGCUGGCCGAAUGUUUCAGCGACGACGCCUGGCUUACCAAGCUCGCGUAUCUUUCAGACCUUUACCGUGAGCUGAACAGACUGAACGGCAGCUCUAUGCAAGGACGACGCGACGCACACGUCAACCAGCUGUACGACAGGAUGGAGGGCUUUCUAAAAAAAAUCAGAAGAUGGAGGGGUCGAGUCAGAGAGGGCAUUCUUUCCAUGUUUCCGAGCGUGGAAGAGUUAUGUGAAUCUGCGGCGCUGUCUCCUCACCUGACACACACGAUCGUUUCACAUUUGGAGGCACUCGAUGAUGAGUUUGGGAAAUACUUCUCUGAAGCGGAGUUGUGGCGGAAAGACAAGACAUGGAUACAGUUCCCAUUCAAAGAUGGUGCAGCAGAUGGCUCAAACUUAACAGUGACGGAGGAAGACCAGCUCAUUGACCUAUCCACCGACAGCACGUGCAGGAAUGCGUACGAAACGAGACCGCUCGUCCAAUUCUGGAUUUCUUGCCAGAAAGACUUCCCUCAAUUGACGGCAAAGGCGAUGAGGAGUCUUUUACCGUUCGCUACUACGCAUCUUUGUGAAAGUGGAUUUUCCUCUCUUGUCUACCUGAAGAGCGAAUACAGUUCAAGACUGAAGCCUGAGGCGGAUUUGGCACUCUGCCUCAAAACCUCCAUCUGCCCCAGAAUAGACCAGCUCUGUGCCUCUCACUAG
This is a messenger RNA of Clupea harengus (Atlantic herring), 2189 nucleotides long. RefSeq names its product zinc finger BED domain-containing protein 5-like. The record is from RefSeq and is a predicted model, not a curated record. The transcript is spliced from 2 exons. Bases 429 to 2189 code for a protein of 586 amino acids. NCBI's taxonomy places the organism in Eukaryota, Metazoa, Chordata, Actinopteri, Clupeiformes, Clupeidae.